This is a messenger RNA of Dovyalis caffra, 1026 nucleotides long. NCBI's taxonomy places the organism in Eukaryota, Viridiplantae, Streptophyta, Magnoliopsida, Malpighiales, Salicaceae. The record is from the annotation of a GenBank genome assembly.
AUGAGCAGCUCUAAUCUUUCACAACAACCACCACCAGAGGAUGAAUGGUUUCUCACUUACCUAAAAUUGCUUCCUCAAUGGAAACCUCUUGCUCUUUCUCACCAGUCAACGAUACCAAUUUCAAUAUCUAGAGUUAAUCAAUUUGAUGCUGCGAGAUUGGACAUUGAAAUGUCAGCCAUGUUAAAGGAACAGUUGGUUAAGGUCUUCUCUCUGAUGAAGCCAGGAAUGUUAUUUCAAUAUGAGCCAGAACUUGAUGCUUUCCUUGAGUUUCUCAUUUGGAGGUUCUCCAUUUGGGUAGAUAAGCCUACUCCAGGAAUUGCUCUCAUGAAUCUGAGGUACAGAGAUGAACGUGCAAUGGAAUCAAUUGGAAAAGUUAGAACAGGUUUGGAAGGACCUGGAUUGACCAUCGCACAGAAAGUUUGGUAUUGCAUUGCCACUGUUGGUGGUCAGUACACCUGGGCUCGCUUACAGUCCUUCUCUGCUUUUCGUAGAUGGGGUGAUUCUGAACAGAGGCCACUGGCACGACGUGCAUGGAUUUUGAUACAGCGUAUUGAGGGACUUUAUAAAGCUGCUUCAUUUGGCAACCUACUAAUAUUUCUUUACACUGGACGAUUUAGAAACCUCAUUGAAAGAUUUUUGCAAGCAAGGCUUGUCUAUGGAAGUCCUAAUAUGAACCGAGCAGUUAGCUUUGAGUACAUGAAUCGCCAACUAGUGUGGAAUGAAUUUUCGGAGAUGUUGCUGCUGCUUCUACCUCUUCUUAACUCUUCAUCCAUUAAAAAAUUUCUUAGCCCGUUUUCAAAGGACAAAUCUUCAAGCUCCAAAGUAGAUGAUGAUACUUGCCCCAUUUGCCAGGCAAUCCCAACUAUUCCAUUUCUUGCUCUUCCCUGUCAGCACAGGUACUGCUACUACUGCCUUAGAACACGAUGUGCUGCAGCUCCAUCAUUCCGCUGUCCCAAAUGUAGCGAGCUAGUGGUUGCUAUGCAGCGCCAUGGUGGUUUAGCUGGUAAUACAAAUCCCAAUCAAUGA